Molecule: messenger RNA, 1271 nt
Organism: Thelazia callipaeda (thelaziosis nematode)
Lineage: Eukaryota; Metazoa; Nematoda; Chromadorea; Rhabditida; Thelaziidae
Source: the annotation of a GenBank genome assembly
AUGGUUGAAGAAAUGUUACUGGACAAAUUUUUGACAUCAUUGCUGAAGCAUAAUAUAUCUUACACUAUCAUGAUUAAGGAUGUUGAAAAGAAAAUAAUCAAAUUGCAAGAAUCGGCGCAAAGUCGCCCUAAAUCGCAUUGGCUUCGUGACGAACCAUUUCUGAGGCGACAAGUUUAUUUGAACUUGGCAAAGUACCAUUCCUAUGAUCGUAUUAUUAAUUACCUCAGUAAGCUAUCAGAAGUAUUUGCUGAUCGUGCAAGAGCAAUUUCAAUUGGUACAACUCAUGAAGGACGAAAAAUUGCGUUAAUCAAAAUUGGGAAGCCAGCAAAAUUUCAAAAGCCCGGUAUUUGGAUUGAUGGUGGUAUCCACGCUCGUGAAUGGAUUUCACCUGCAGCAGUACUGUACAUGAUCAGCCAAUUAGUAACAAAAUAUGAUUCUGACCCGCAAAUUCGGAGAUUCGUGGAUGAAAUGGAUUGGUACAUCGUACCACUGCUUAAUCCCGAUGGUUACGAAUAUAGUCGCAGCAGCACUCAUCCAGAAGUUAGGUUGUGGCGUAAAAAUCGGUCUCCUUCAAUCUGUCAGUUCUCACGUCACGGGCAUUUUUCAAUACCACAACGAAGAUGCUGUCAAGGUGUCGACUUGAAUCGUAACUAUGACUGGCAGUUUGGUGCUGAAGGCUCGUCAAAGAAUCCUUGCUCAGAAGUUUAUCAAGGUCCUUACGCAUUUAGCGAACCAGAAACUCGUGCGGUGCAUGAUUUCAUUGCUAAAAGACGUCACAAAGUGAAAACAUUUUUGACAUUUCAUAGUUAUUCGCAGAUUUUAAUGUACCCAUAUGGACAUCGCGUAAGAACAUACACGUCUGAUGUUGGCGAUUUGAGAAACACCGCACUUCAAGCUGCCAAUGCUUUACGCGCUGCAUAUGGUACAAUAUAUUCGGUCGGUACCGGAGCAGAUACUUUGUAUCCAGCUUCUGGUGGUGCAGAAGACUGGGCCAAAGGUCGAAUGGGAGUGAAAUAUUCGUACUUAUUUGAAUUGCGUCCAGAAGAACAAGUUUGGGAUGGUUUCUUACUGGAUGAAAGUCAGGUAACAAUAAAAGAAAGUAAAAUCUUUAAAGACUUCGAUACAUUUAUAAAUUUUGUAUACCAGAUACUACCAACUUCACGUGAAACAUUCGAAGCAGUAAAAGUGAUCGCAGAUCAUACACUAAAAAUGUUCUCAUCUCAAAGUCUGACUACUGUUCAGACAAAAGAUUCAAUUACAGGGGUAUGAAC